Messenger RNA from Topomyia yanbarensis, 6583 nucleotides. RefSeq lists its product as uncharacterized. Gene Ontology annotation, molecular function: RNA binding. The coding region runs from base 293 to 6211 and encodes 1972 amino acids. The record is from RefSeq and is a predicted model, not a curated record. The transcript is spliced from 6 exons. Lineage: Eukaryota; Metazoa; Arthropoda; Insecta; Diptera; Culicidae.
AUAGGAAAUCCUAAUUAUACGUCAUCAUUCUACAGAAACGAACGAGUUAGUAAUUGUAUUGCCUCAUCUGGAUAUAGUAUAUACCUUCACCAAUAAUGAUAAUCGCUGUCUUGCUAGCCAAUAAUAUAACUUCUCGAUAUGUAACAACAAACCAUAAAAAGUAAUUUUGCAUUGGUUAUUUGGUAUGUAUUGUUUUUUAUUUCCCUCCGAAAGUUCCUGAUAUGCUUUUGGUGUUUUCUUAACAACGCAAAUCGAUUACUAAUAUACUGACGAAGUAUAGCAUUCAGCGACAAUGGCAAAACAAGUAGCAUCUAGCUCCACCAACAACUCGAACACAAUCGAAUGUUCUAAAGAAGACCAAUCAGUAAUUGACAAAAGUGAACCAUACGAUCAGUUAAUGAAAGGAAUAGAAGUGCAAUUGCAAAAAUUCUCUGGAGCUGAUACGGUGCUUAUUGGCAAUUGUCCCCAAAAUGUGAGCGAAGACGAUUUAAACAAAUUUUUUCACGGAUUUGCAACCAUAGUGAAAUUACAAAAAGUAAAAUGCAAAUCUCUAACGACCGUAAUAUUUAUAGCCAAAUUCGACUCCGCCGAAUCUGCUUCACGUUCCAAGGUGCUGAACACUUUGGGUUUGAACGGAAAAAAGAUUCUUCUCUAUAAGUCUGACGGAAAGCAACUGUUCAAUAAAAGUAAUGUUGUGGAAUUGAAUGGAUUACAAGAACACUCAGAGGAAGUAAUCUACGACCACAUGUCAACAUUUGGCAACAUAAGCUUUAUAUUGAAAACAGUCACCGUCACUUAUAUCGUAUUUGAAGAAUCAUCUGCCGUUGGCGCUAGCAGCCAGUGUGAUUACCUGGAUAAGUACCCAGUAACAAUAAGAUCUGUUUUAGAUACAACCGCUGGGGCGAUUGAAUCUUGUAUCCUUGAACAAAUAGAGCAGAAUAAUAGCUUGCUGGUUGAGGAAACCCAGAUCAACAACUUCAUGCAAUUACUUGAUAUGGAAAAUCUAGAUGAAUAUUUGGAUCUGGAUGAUAAGGAGCGGAGUUGUAGUAUAGCAGACAAACCACUAUUAGAAGUUGGAAAUGAAGAAAUCAUUGCUACUGAAGAAGAAGAUUUACAGGAAUCAUUUGAUGAUGCAGAUGUAGAUGCGAUUGAAAAACAAGCAUUACGGAAACAACAUCACCACAGCAUGAACAGGGACCAAGGUGCUGUGUUAGUGGACAGAAAGACAGUGCAACUGUUGAACUUGACAAAUAAUUGUCUGCUUUUGUCUCAGUUACCUCAGUUGAACGUGAUUUUGCAAGACUACAAAAUAGCAAACUCGAAACUACAUGGUAACAUACAGUCAAAGAAAAACAUGACUAAAUAUCAUCCUAAAACUACAAAGUCUAAAAAAACCUUAAAAGGCUUCAAGAAAACGAAAAACGCAAGCCCUACGACCGGCAAGACGGUGGUGAAAGUAUUGAAUGACGACAAUAGAGAUCUUGUUAAGCAAAAUGAAACAUCUGAUUGUACAAACUUAGAUCACAAUACAAAUACUAAGAAGAAAAGUACAGUAAAAAGAUCCAAUGCAAGUUUUUUGAAAGCUAAAUCUGACAAACACUCCAGAAAUGUUCAAGCAAGUUCUUUCGAUGUCGUAUCGACAAAACAAGAUAUCAAGGAAUCGGUGGUUUGUGCUGUCGAAAAAAAAUCCGCUGAACACAAGCAUAACGAUGUUAAAAACAUGUGCACUAAAAUCAUGGAUGUAUCUACGGAUAGUCCUGGAACUGAAACCAGUACUUCAUUCUGUUCUAACUCGAUAGAAACCUUUCGAGAUUCCACCAAAGAACCCGAAACCCUGGAGAAAGACAAUAUUAAGCUCGUGGACAGUACUGCGCAUCCUAUAGUAAGCAAUGAUGAACCAUUAAAACAUGGAAGAAAAGCUUACGUCGGUUUGCAAAAGCUUAAUCUGAUGGACACGGAUCAUAUUUCGCUUGCUAGUCUAUCGAGUAAACCGAAAAAUGAAAAUAACAUGAACAAGCGAUUUGUGAAAAGAAAAAAAUCAAUUGAGCAUGUUAUUAAUAAAAGUAAAAAACUGAAGUCAGAUUUGAGGUCGAGCCGUGAAAAGACAAAAAUGAAAGUCGACGACGAAAACGACAUACCGACCGCUGAAGAUUCAAGCAGCGUAAAUUUCAACAAAAUCGAGCAAACUAGCCUUGUUCAAGAAGAAAUACAUGUAUUGCCCGGAGAUAUAGAGAGAUUGGUGGAUAAAGAAGUUGUUAAUCAAGAACGCAAACAAAUAGAAAAAUCUGAAGGGAACUCUCCAGUCAUCGAGGUUGAAUCGGCUGGAACAUAUUUUGCUGGAUAUAUGAUCCAAUCGAACACGAACGUAACGUUAAGCGAGUCCGCUCCUGAAAUAUGUAAUGCGGUUGAAAUUGGUUUGAAUGAGUCUUUGAUAUCCGAAGACGAAGGUCUCUUAGUUAUUGAUUUGCCAGUAGAGAUGACGUCGCAGUCAACAGUAACUCCAUUGGAAGAAAGGUACAACGCAGAAGGUUCAUUUAUUUCAGUUGACACCAAAAGUGCCGCAGUGCUUGGUCAAUUGGUACAAGAUCAGUGUCGCAUUAAUCUAAAUCAUUUACCUCGCUUGAAGGUAAAACUAAAGCGACUAGAUGCCAAUGAUUAUAAGUUAUCGAAAAUUAAAGAGCAUCACAAUCAUAAACCAUUGGAAAAAGUUGUAUCAAAAAAAGUUACGUUUGAUACACCAGUCAAAAGACGAGAAGAAAAACUACCAGAAAAACCACGUCAAACUGAUUUGGAGAAAAUCGACAACAAGUUUCUGCCUGCUGGAUCAAAACUUAAAUCACAAGCAAAAGCUAAGUCUAGGCCGGAAACUAGUCACAAAAACAAACAUGUUCCAGUACCAGAACUGCCUAUUGAACUUAAGGCACAUUUGAACACAAGUUUCAAAAUUCCCAAGAAAAACGUUGCAACCAAACAAGUGUCAAUAGAACGGAACCCUAGUGAAUUAGAUUGUUUGCAUCGUGAUCAAAGCGAUAAGGAAAAACAGCGAAAACGGUUCCAGAAAGAGCGGCGAAAAUGGGAGAACCGCACGGGAGGAAAUGGUCCUCGCGAGAGAAAUCAGAACAGAGCCGAAAAUCCACCUCGCGCGAUCACUCCAGACUUUUUUGAUCCAUUUGGCGAUGACUCACCACCGCAACCUGAAUCGUUACCGACACAAAAUGAAAGUAGUACGCAUCAAAAGACAAAACCUACUAUGCAAAGGGAACAACAAAGCGACAAGAUUGUCAGUUUCCAAGAAAUUUGGGGUCUUCCCCCCGAGAGGACCGAGGUGUGGGCUAAAGAACCGAAUCAGAGAACUGCUAUCAUAUCGCGAAAGGAACCUGUGAAUUCAUCACAAGGAAAUGCAUUUGCAUCAACGCAACGAGAUGACAGCAUCAAUAAGAACACUAUUGAUUCCGGCGAAAGCUGGUCACCGGGUGUUCCCUGUAUACGAUCCUCAGCAGCAACAACUGGUAUCAAUGAAGAUGAUGCAUGUCCUCCAGCAGUUUUGGGAGGUCGAGCGAGCGAAGCUAACAAUUCAAUUAAUAGGGUGUCGUCAAUGACAAGCAAUACUAUUAACGAUGGAGAAUCUUGGUCACCUGUAGCAGCAGAUAGAGAUGAUAUACAAGCUAUACAAAAAAUAACUGUUCAAAAAGUCGAUAGAGAAUCAGAGCGAAACCAAUUUGACACUGGGAGACUUCUAUCACCUGUAAGACAAGAGCGUGAUAAGACAAUAGCAGCUGGUGACAUGUGGGAUUUGGAGCCGGUGGCAACUAAUAAACAGUCAUCGACAACACGUAACCAAAAUCGAAACCAAUCUUUGGGCAUUGAAAUAUGGGCCAGCCAAGUUGCAUCAUUACCUGCCGAAAAAUCAAAAAAUCAACAGAGUACUAGAGAGUUUACUCCUGAUAAUCGGAUACAUGUGACUGCUGGUUUUGGAGGUAUACCGACAAGAAAAGAUUACGCAGACCAUCCUUCAACAAUGCAGGAUCGUCGCUCAUUUAGCUGGAGAUCACCCGAUCAGCGAAAACUGGAUCAUACAUUAAUUUCUCGGUCACCUAAUAAAAGUCUGCGGUGUCAUGAGCUGUCUCCUCCUGAAAGAAGAAGCAGUACCGAACGUCGUCGUAUAUGGAGCCGCGAAUGUUCUCCCAAUCCUCGAAAACAUAGUCGAUCUCCGACAAAUAGGAGGAUAAGAAGUAGAGAAAGAUCGCCUAUUUCAAAAAAGCGCAGCAUUGACUAUUCACCGGAAAGAAGAGUUUAUGAAAGAUCCCUUAGUCCGUGGGCUCGUUCUAUUCUAAGAUCACCAAUUGGAAGAGAUAGUCGAAGUAGAUCUCCUGUAGCAUGCAGGCGUAGCUUCAAUCGAUCUCCGAUUAUGGCAGAUUUUGGUCAAAAUUUUGAUCGAAGAAUGCAUAGUCCAGAUAGAGAUCAGCGUUUUUGGAAUCCAACACCAUCACAGCAACAUAUCUUUUCAGAACAAGGGCAGCCAUGGUCUCGUUCCCAACAAUCACCCACAAUGGAGCAAUGGAAUCCGCAAAGUGUGGAAUGGAAUUUGUCACCAAACAGAAGAUUGGACAGAACGCACCAAGACGAAUUAAAUUUCCGGUCACCGCCGAUGAAUCGUCGGAGUCCCAAAGAACGACUAGAAGCUUGUUCCCCACCUAAAAGUCAACAAAUAAAAAUUACUCAACAAAUUAAUAGUGUCAAUUCCUGUCCCUGGGCGAAACAACAAAGCUCGCAUGAUCGCGCUUACAGCCCAUCUAGUGCUUACAGCCCAUCUAGUGCUUUAGAUGCACUGAGCUCUGAAGACGAAUGUGAUUUUACUAAUCCGACGCGUAAACAACAUAACACAACAGUUGAAAAGGCUUCUUCAGCAACUCAACGGUUAUUUGAAACAAUACCAUUUCAACUUCCUUUGAGAAAUAAAGCGCAGUUUCUUGCAACAGCUGGCGACGAAAACUUGUUAGAUUCGGUGUCACCACCUGAUGAAACAGACAUGGAUUACUCAACAUGCUUUGAUAAACAGCAAAAAAUUGCGCAAACGACAACCGAUCAAAUUUAUCCGGAUGAAUUUGGUGCACAAAGUUCCUUGGCUGUAGAAGAAAAGCAUUGCAAAGGAGAUAUGUUGGAGCAACAAAAUGUGCUAGAAAAUUUGAAGCAUCGAGCAGAGAGACUAAAAAAAUUAGAAGAAAUGAAACUAGCAAGGCAGAGGCUAUUGGUUCAGAUAAAAUUGGACAAUCAAGCCAGCAGUGAACGGGAAAUGUUUGAUACCGAUUCAGUUCCGAUAGAUUCCGCCACAUCGACAGUGCAACAUCCUCAGUCAGUGUGUGAUGAAAAAAUAUCACCAAUAACUUCACCAUCUCUAUUAGAGACGGCAGACGCUCUGUUAAGUAACCUCGAUUCUUUGCUGAGUCAACCUUCUCAAAAUCUUCAAACUGUACAACCUCCUACGAAAUCACCGGCUUCAAAUGUAGCUGUACCACCUACCCCACCAGUGCCAAAUAAAGCCACGCAGCCACCAUCUCCAGCAGUAGUAAAACCCGAGCAAGUAUCAUCCGAUAGGUGGAAGAUUCCUAGUUACUCUGCGGUGCGUGUUCCAAAUAUCGAUGUGAGUCAACCACCACCACCACCACACUCUAGUAAUCCUCUGCUCAAUUCGCGUGCAGUAGCUCCAGAGACACAGGCGCCGUCACUUCGCGGUAAUCGUUGGUCCUCAGAACGAACUUCAACAAAUCCAUUUGUUAGAGACGUUGGACGAUUCACUCAUCCACCUAUAGUUCUUGCCCAACCCAGGCAAAGCCUAAGUGAUUACACUCCAGAAGAGGAGACUUUUGAAUUACUUCCAGCCGAGGAAGUUCGCAUGCGAAAAGUCCAUGUAAAGCAGACACCCCGUAAUAAUAACAAUUAUAAUAGUAACGUGCAACAACAGCGAGAUCCACGACCAAAACCUGCCGGAAAUAGUUACGGCAUGUACCAAUCGCAAAAUAAUUUCAAUCAGGGCGGUCAGUGGUUUAGUCAAAAUCGAUCGAAUCAGCGAUUCAAUUUUCAACAACAAAAUCGCUUCAAUCGCAGCAAUCAUCAGUUUCCACAUCAGCAGAAGAACCGAAGAAAAAAACAAUUCAGUAAUUUUGACGAAAGUUGUUUCGAUAUGAAUUACUUUGAUGGGAAUGCGGAGUGAGCUGAUUAGAAAGAAUCUGAAAAUUCUGAGAGGUAAACGAACCAGAGAAAACCACAAAAUUACAAUUGAUUGUAAAAUUUCUGUAAGAUACAUUUUUUGCUGAUAGGCAAUAUCUAUUUUUUGUUUGCAGAAGUAAUAUAAACUUCACACUUUGAAAGUGUACAGUAAUAUAUUAUACAGCAUUGCGUAGAUUUUUCAUUUUACUACUAGUAAAAAGGAUAGAAUAACAAGUGGUAAAAAAGGACAAGUAUCUAUUUGAAAAAAAAAGUUUCAAUUCAAAUCCGUGGGUUCAGUUACUUGAACGUCUGCACUGUAGUUCAUGCACGAAAUUAAUGUAUUUCACAAAAAAGAAAUAAAGAACUAAUCCAUAUA